GCAAAAAUAAACAAAACUAGAAAAGGAGAGGUCACCCAUUAUUCGUCCAGCACUAUCUCAUAGGACAGUUUCUUCAAGCUCACAAAAAUGACUUCAAUGGCAUCCUCCAAUUUCUUGGUCUUUUUUACCCUUGUAUUGCUUUGCAUUAUCGGUUCAAGUCAGAACAAGUGUGAUUUUGAAGCAAUUUUCAACUUUGGUGAUUCAAAUUCAGAUACUGGUGGCUUUUGGGCAGCUUUUCCUUCUCAAUCUGGUCCCUUUGGGGUGACUUACUUCAAGAAACCAGUAGGAAGAGCCACAGAUGGGAGACUCAUAGUUGAUUUUCUUGCUCAAGCUCUUGGAUUGCCAUUUUUGAGUCCAUAUCUGCAAUCAAUUGGAUCUGAUUAUAGACAUGGAGCUAAUUAUGCUACACUGGCAUCUACU
This is a messenger RNA of Vigna radiata var. radiata (mung bean), 420 nucleotides long. Its product is annotated as GDSL esterase/lipase At4g01130-like. Gene Ontology annotation, molecular function: hydrolase activity, acting on ester bonds. The record is from RefSeq and is a predicted model, not a curated record. The transcript has 2 exons. NCBI's taxonomy places the organism in Eukaryota, Viridiplantae, Streptophyta, Magnoliopsida, Fabales, Fabaceae. The annotation marks the transcript as partial.